This is a messenger RNA of Fusarium subglutinans, 3708 nucleotides long. RefSeq names its product Rho1 guanine nucleotide exchange factor 1. The record is from RefSeq and is a predicted model, not a curated record. Gene Ontology annotation, molecular function: guanyl-nucleotide exchange factor activity. Bases 1 to 3708 code for a protein of 1235 amino acids. Lineage: Eukaryota; Fungi; Ascomycota; Sordariomycetes; Hypocreales; Nectriaceae. Gene Ontology annotation, biological process: intracellular signal transduction. The transcript has 3 exons.
AUGUCGAACUACGGUUACGAUCCUCGAGGAGCUCCUCAAAGGCCGCCGCAGAGGGGCUACGGCGACGACAACAAUUACGGUCAACGAGAUGCUGCAUUCUCCAACAUCUUCGGCGCGGCUCCUCCUCCUGGCCGAUCCCAAACAAUGACUUCGUCCUCUUCGAUGCCUCAAAACAUGAUGGACCCCGGUCGCACUCAGACUAUGUCCUCAAUGUCCUCUGGUAUGCAACGGCAGCCACCGCCUCGUGCCCCCCCAGGACACUAUGGGGACCCAGCAGCUGGCAGGACUCGGACAAUGGAUAGCAAUAGCAUGAUGGGGAAUGGCUACUAUCCAAGUCAGCGCUCAGCAUCUGGUGGUCAAAUGCCACCUCACUAUAUGCAGCAGCAGCAACAUCAUCAACAACGACGUCCGUAUCCUGGCCCUGGAGGACCUCCACCUCCUCGGAUGGAGCAAAGAGGUCCGCCGCCUCCGCAAGCUCCUGGUGCAAGGACUCCCGCCCAGCGAUUCUAUCAAGGUGGUCCGGCACCUGCAAUGAACAAUGACCCUUAUCGCUCGCAGUCACUCGCUUCUGCUCCUCGCCAGCCAAUGUACCACCCUCCUCCUAGCGCCUACCAACAAGCACCAGCAAACCACCUUCGACAAGCCCCGUAUGCGCAGCAGAACUCGGCGAGGACGACCGCUCAAGGGCGAAUUGUGCCGGAACGUCAUGAAGAUCGCACCAUGUCGCUGACUGGCAAUUACCAACCCCAGAGCAUGGACGCCCAUCAGACCAUGAGCGGUCGAGUCAUCCCAAACCGACGAGCACCUACCGAGCAGCCUGCCGCCAACGGUUAUCCUAAUUCGAUGCCUCACGCUCCAGGAGCACAGACCCGAACCUCUAGCAUGGUUUCGUCCAAUGGUGCUGGCGAUCAUAGUAGGACAAUGUCGAUGGCCUCUACCGUGGCACCGACCAUCACCCCGUCCGAGUCUGAUGCUUCUACUUUGGUUCAGCGACCAACCAGAAGCAAGUCGAUCGAGAGCGAGCGCCCCCCGACUGCCACGAAGAUUCGACCACCCCUCGUAUAUCCUGCCCUACUGUCUCGAGUCGGAGAGUGCUUCCGUCGCAAGAUUAUUGUAGGUGACAGGACCAAGAACGAACUGACAUACAAGAAUGCUUUCAGCGGUUCCGAGGCUGUCGAUGUCUUGUCAUAUAUUAUUAGGACUACUGAUCGCAACCUUGCCCUCCUUCUUGGCCGAGCUCUGGAUGCCCAGAAGUUUUUCCACGAUGUCACUUACGAACACCGUCUGCGAGACUCCCAAUCGGAAAUGUACCAGUUCAGGGAGACAUUGAUGGAUGAGCCAGAAGAUAAGCCCGCAGUUAAUGGUGUCUUUGUCCUGCUCUCCGAAUGCUAUUCUCCAACCUGUACCAGGGAUCAACUUUGUUAUUCAAUUGCCUGCCCUCGACGAUUGGAGCAAGUUUCGAGACUGAAUCUUAAGAUCAACCCCGGAUUAAGAAAAGAAGAUGCUGUCAAUGCUGUCGAUGACGAAGUUGAUCAGACAGACGAACAAAAACUCUGGAUCAACUCCGUUCCCAAGGAAGUUGCUGAGAAGGUCGAUGAGCGGGAAAAGAAGAGGCAGGAAGUUAUUUCAGAGAUCUGUUAUACCGAGCGAGAUUUCGUUAAGGAUUUGGAAUAUUUACGAGACUUUUGGAUUCUGCCUUUACGAUCAAAGGCUUCGCCAGUUCCUGUUCAGCGUCGCGAAAAGGUCGUCAAGAACAUUUUCAGCAACAUUAUCGACCACCCCAGUAUUCAUACCGUCAGCUCCCGGUUUGCGUCUGGACUCACGACUCGACAACAAAAGGAACCUAUUGUCCAUAAUAUUGGUGAUAUUUUCCUUGAGUAUGUGCCUCAGUUCGAGCCCUUCAUUCUGUACGGUUCGAAGCAGUUGGAAGGAAAGUUUGAAUUCGAGAACGAGAGAUCAGUCAACCCCUACUUCAGCAAGUUUGUGGACGAGAUUGAAAGGCGCAAGGAGUCGAGAAAACUGGAGUUGAAUGGUUAUUUGACCAAGCCGACGACCCGUCUGGCACGAUACCCCCUACUUUUGGAAAACGUCUUGAAAUACACGGAAGAUGGCAAUCCUGAUAAGGAGGACAUUCCUAAGGUUCUGGUUAUGAUUCGAGAUAUUCUUGGCAGAGUCAACGCAGAGUCCGGAAAGGCUGAAAACCGAUUCAACCUCAGGAGGCUUCAUGAGCAGCUCCGUUUCAGACCUAACGAGAGGGUCGACCUUCGACUCACAGAGGAGGGACGUGAAAUGGUCUUCAAAUGUCAGUUCAAGAAGUCGCCCACGGAUCCUGCAGAAAUUACGGCCUUCCUCUUUGAUCACGCCGUUCUUCUUGUUCGCAUCAAGCAAACUGGCAAAACUGAAGAGAUUAAGGCAUACCGACGACCCAUUCCUCUGGAGCUUCUCGCAAUCAGGGAAAUGGACGAGGUGAUUCCCAAGGAUGGCAACAUGAAGCGUACCUCGUCGAGCUUGAUCCCUUCAAUCCGGAACAACGCCAACGACCCAGCGCGAAAGGAAGGCUGGCCGAUCACCUUCCGCCAUCUGGGUAAAGCAGGCUACGAGCUGACGCUCUAUGCGUCUAACCAAGCUGCUCGUCAAAAGUGGCUUGAGUUCAUUCAUACUGCCCAGGAACGUCUUCGAUCCCGUGCCGACUUCUUCAACACAACGGUCAUCUCCAGCAAAUUCUUUGCUGGUACCAACCGUGUUAACUGUGUCACGCCAUUUGAUGGUGGCCGCAAGCUCUUGUACGGUACUGACAGUGGUGUUUACCUGUCGGACCGCAAGGUGAAGGAUCAAGUGCCUCGCAGGGUAUUGGAGACUGCAAGCGUUACUCAGAUUGAUAUUCUGGAAGAGUACCAAUUACUAUUGGUCUUGUCUAACAAAACACUCCAGUCUUACCCAGUUUCUGCCCUCAACCCUGAUGAGCCCGCAUUGUCUAGAAGGCCUAAAAAGAUCCAGAACCAUUGCAGUUUCUUCAAGACGGGCAUUUGCUUGGGCAGACAUCUGGUCUGCUGCGUCAAGUCAUCCGCCCUAUCUACUACGAUCAAGGUCUUUGAGCCUAAUGAUGCCAUGACCAAGGCCAAGAAGCAGAAGGGUAUUGGUAAAUUCAUGAGCGGCGGCCAUGAUGAGCUCAAGCCAUUCAAGGAGUUCUACAUUCCCACCGAAUCCUCGUCCGUUCACUUCCUCAAGUCCAAGCUCUGCGUUGCCUGCGCUCGAGGCUUCGAGGUCGUUUCGCUCGAAACCCUCGAAACACAAUCAUUGCUCGACCAGGCUGAUACGUCACUUGACUUUGUGGCUCGCAAAGAAGGAGUUAGGCCAAUCCACAUUGAACGACUUAACGGAGAGUUCUUGCUUAACUAUUCGGAAUUCUCCUUCUUUGUUAACCGCAACGGCUGGAGGGCCCGGCCAGAGUGGCGAAUUGACUGGGAGGGUACACCACAGAGCUUCGCACUCAGCUACCCCUGGAUCCUUGCUUUCGAGCCAAACUUUAUUGAGCUCCGGAACAUGGAGAAUGGUGCUGUGCACAUUGUCCCUCGUAAGAACAUUCGCAUGCUUCAUAGUAGCACACAUGAGAUUCUAUUUGCACACGAGGACGAUAAAGGAGACGACGUCGUUGAGGCAAUCGACUUUUGGAAGAGCAACCGUAAGUCAGAGCUGCUCGGUUCAUAA